Lucilia sericata (common green bottle fly) is the source of this 4242-nucleotide messenger RNA. RefSeq names its product serine proteinase stubble (gene Np). The record is from RefSeq and is a predicted model, not a curated record. The transcript is spliced from 9 exons. The coding region runs from base 417 to 3758 and encodes 1113 amino acids. Gene Ontology annotation, biological process: proteolysis. Lineage: Eukaryota; Metazoa; Arthropoda; Insecta; Diptera; Calliphoridae. Gene Ontology annotation, molecular function: serine-type endopeptidase activity.
UAUUAAAUUUAAAACAAAAUACCACUAAAAUAGCGGAAAAUUAAAGAAAUCAAAAAGUAUACAAACAAGUGCUAAAAAAUAUUCUUUAAAAAAAUCAUAAAACUUAGAGAAACAUAACAACAUAAUAACUAACAACAACAGCUAUAAUUAACAAAAUUCAUAACUUGUAUUUAACAGCUUCAUGCAUCCAUCAAAUUGUUAAAGAGACAUUAACAAAAAAAAAACAGAAAAAGAUACACACAACAACCUUAAAACGAACAAACAACAACAAAAAAACAAACAUCUUGUCUUGCAGCCAGCAACCAAACGAUCGCAAACAACCAACAACAAUCAAUGUCAUUAUUUUAAGACAAACGAGCAGCAUACGAAAUCGUACUCUUCAAACCCACAUCAAGCCACACGCCAGCCAGCCAGGAAUGCUAAAAGAUCUUUCGGAAAAGAUGGGGACUAAAAAACUAUUAAAUACUAGUAGUUCACCACCCAUUGCUUACAAACGUUAUUGCAAUAAUUACGAAGAAGCACAAGAACAACAAGAACAAACACCUUUAAAACAGCAACAUUAUCAGCAGCAACAAGAACAACAUUCUAGCGGAAAUCACAGCAACAAAACAAACAUUAACAACACCUGCCUUUUAGUUAAACACAAUACAAAUGCAAUGUUUACAAAAUUAAGGAAUUAUUUUACACAAUUUAGACCGACAAAAUCCACAUUAUCAUCAGCAUCAUCGUCAGUAUCACAUUGUCACCAGCAUCGUAGUUAUCGUCAUGAAAAGCUGACAGAAUGUAAUAGUAUACCCAUAGUGCAGCAUAGCUCUAGCAAAAUGUUACAUAUUGUCAGUAUCGUUGUAACGUUAAUUUUCUUGGCCUCAUUCAACAGUGGCGUUUCAGCGAAUCCCGUUUUUGUGGAUAAUCCCAGCUUAGCACAGUUUCAAUCUGGCAGAAAUAUAAGACAUUUACCUUGUAUAGUAAGAAAAUCGGGCAGAUCUGGUGUGUGUAUGUUUGCUAUUGACUGUAUCAAACAAAAUGGUACACAUUUGGGUACCUGCAUAGAUCGUUUCUAUUUUGGAUCAUGCUGUGAUAUUAAAGAAGAGGAAUUAACUGAAAUAGCUGAUAAUAGCAUAGAUCAAAAUACCAUUUCUCAUCAUUUUACACCAGAAUCUUCCACAGUACCCACCAGUGCAUUAUUUAAGCUCACCACUUUAGGUCCUCUGCAUCAACAUGGCAAUACAAGCUUCACUAGCAGUAGUAGUAUUAGUAGUAGCAGCAGCAGCACUACUGGCAGUAGCAGUAGUACCAGUUUAGCAAACCAACAAGAUGUCACCCAAAUGCUAAAUAGCGUAACACAAACAUUUGCUACUACCACUAUGAAUGAUACCCCCAGACCCACUACUUUGGAAACCAACAUGAAUACGGGCAAACCCUUAAAAACGACCACAACUUAUAAACCUAGCCAACAAACUACACACAAACAGUCGCAUUUUGUGAUAAGAACUACAGCAAAACCCACCAAAUAUACAACAGGAGGAGCAAAACCUUCUCACAAUACAACCACAAAAAAGAAAACUACACCUUCUAGCACAACUAAAAGAAUAACCACAACUACAAGCACCACUACUACUACAAAACGGCCUAUGCUAACUACCACAGAAGCAACACAACAAAGAGAUGAAUUGCCCAUAGAUAUGACUACAACACCUACUAAGCUAUUUACCUACCAAAUAGUAGAAACCACUGCCUUUACUCCCACAGAAGCAACAAAUGUGUUUGAUUUUGUUACCACAGAAAGAGUGCAACACAAAACUACAAAACCGCCAACAACAAGCAGCAGCAGUACAACUACAACCACAGCACCUAAGGCAACAACUACAAAACCUAAAGAUACUACAACCAGCACCACAGCUGCAGCAACAACACACAAAAUCACAACAAUAAAACCUAAACCACAAACUACUAGGAAACCUACAACUACAAAGAAACCCACAAGCAUUAAGAGAACUACAGUUAAACCUACUAGGAGACCAAUAAUAACCACCACCACGGCAGCUGCUAUAACCACAAUCUCAGAUGUUAAAACAACUAAUCAUACCACUUCCACAACACAAACCUUCCAAACUAGUAGCACAAGUCAAGCUACAAAUAAAACUACUUUAGCUCCAAGACCAAGACCCAAACCAACAGCUAGUAUUGUUAAAGUGCCUAAACCUACUACAACAACGACAACUAAAGCUACAACAAAACCUACAACCACUACCACAACAACAACUACUACUGCACCACCCAGAACUACAACUGAGGAGGAAAAAAUUGCAGCAACCACAACGACCACAAAGAAACCUACCACACCACAAACCACUACAACUACCACUAGCAGCACUACAAAGGCACCAACAACUACAACUACUCUUAAAGUCACAACAAAGCCCUUACUAAGUUCUACUACCCACAAACCAGGUUUAGUAACAUGGACCAAUAUCAAUGGAGAACCAGUAGAUUCAAAUCAACCUAUUAUAUCCGACUGGGUGCCAGUAACCAGUGAGGCUCCCUUAAAUACCCACAAUAAGGUGGAAGAACCCUCCUCGGAAAAUGUUACCUUUGAAGAAAUGGAUGUUUCGGUUUCCUCUAGUGUUAGUGCUGUUAUGAACAAUACCACAGUUAUCAUAUCACCACCACAAAAACCGAUUAGUAUGGCUAAACCAACAACUUCCUCUAGCUCUACAACCACCAGCUCCACAACCGAAACAAUUGCCGAUAGUUCUAGCACAACAGCAAAACCUUUAACCUCCACUUCCGAAGCCCCUAAACAACCAGAAUUAAGUUCUACAACAGAAUCCUCUUCCUCACAAUUUACCACUGAAGGUUUCACGCCUUCAAGUUCGACGAUAUCACCUACAGGUUUUACCACCACUGAAGAAGUGUCUACGGAAAGCGUAAAUCUUAAUUCCACUACAUCGGCUCCUAUUACCGGUUUGGAAGGUGUUGACUAUAGACAAGUUUGUGGUCGUCGCAUGUUCCCUGAACCUCGUAUUGUUGGUGGUUCUAAUGCCGCUUUUGGUCGUUGGCCCUGGCAAAUUUCCCUAAGACAAUGGCGUACUUCGACGUAUUUACAUAAAUGUGGAGCGGCUUUGUUGAAUGAAAACUGGGCUAUCACAGCGGCUCAUUGUGUUGAUAAUGUACCACCUUCUGAUCUUCUAUUGCGACUGGGUGAAUAUGAUUUAGCCGAAGAGGAAGAACCCUAUGGUUAUCAAGAAAGACGUGUACAAAUUGUAGCCUCACAUCCACAAUUCGAUCCGAGAACUUUCGAGUACGAUUUAGCUUUAUUAAGAUUCUAUGAACCGGUAGUAUUUCAACCCAAUAUUAUACCCGUAUGUGUGCCCGAAAAUGAUGAGGACUUUAUAGGACAGACAGCUUUUGUAACUGGUUGGGGUCGUCUCUAUGAAGAUGGUCCUUUACCCAGUGUUUUGCAAGAGGUAGCAGUGCCCGUUAUUAAUAAUACCAUUUGUGAGUCCAUGUAUAGAGCAGCGGGUUAUAUAGAACAUAUACCACAUAUAUUUAUAUGUGCGGGUUGGAAGAAGGGUGGUUAUGAUUCAUGUGAAGGUGACUCAGGUGGUCCCAUGGUUUUGCAGCGAGAAUCCGAUAAACGUUUCCAAUUGGGCGGUGUUAUUUCAUGGGGUAUUGGUUGUGCGGAGGCUAAUCAACCGGGUGUUUAUACAAGAAUCUCCGAGUUCAGAGACUGGAUAAAUCAAAUUUUACAAUUCUAGUAUAGUUAUGUUGAGCGCAAUAGUGGUCAAGUUAUUACCGUUAAACUUGGUUAAAGAGGCCGGGUCUGAAAUCCGCGCAAGCAUUUAAGUUUAGCUUUUUCUAUUUAUCGUUUUUAAGUUAAUGCGAAAUGAAUGUUGUAUCUAUAGUUAUUUGUAUUUGUAUGUGUAAUUUGUAUUUUGUAUAUCACGAUAUUAUUUAAUUUUUAUUUUAAUCUAUUCAUGCAGUUAUUUAUUUUAAAUCUACAUUAAUUUAUAGUCUAAUACUAAUUAUUAUUAUUAUUAUUAUAUUCUAGUAUUUAUAAAUAAUUUUUUCUUGUUUGUUUAAGAAAAUUUAGAUGCAAUAUUUUUCUUUGUCACAAUUUUCAUUUUGGGUGAUUAUUUUAUUAAUUUUUUUUUAAAUAUUUAAAUAAUAGUUAUUUAUUAUUUGAUUGGUACGAAGAAACGAGUAUGUAUAAAUUAUGCUCAGCAUAAUUUACAAAAAAAA